AGACGAAAUAGCAAAACUCCUUUUAUCAACGAUACUGAUCCGCAAAUAAACGAUAUGGCAACCAAUAAUAAUGAUCAAAAUGGCGCCGUUAUUAACGGUGAUUCUAAUGAAAUUUCAACUAUUGAUAGCAACCUUGUUUUUGUAAAAGAUUUAGUUCCUAUUGAUGCUAACAGCAAAUCUAUUGAAAAUUCCAAACAAAAUUCAAAUAUUACUCCUAAUUAUAAUAAUACUGAGCAAAAUUCAACUCAUACUAUCAUGAACAAUAAUUUUAAUAAUCUCAAUUCAGCUCCUAUUGCUACCAAUGAUAAUUUCAACGAUACAGAGCUGCAAAGGGAUUGCGUGGCAACCAACAAUAAAUCUGAUCAUGAUCAAAAUAGUCACGCUGUUAACGGUAAUUUUAAUGAAAUUUCAACUAUCGGUAACAAUAGCCCUGUUGUGAAAGAUUUAUAUCCUAAUGUCGUUGAUAGCUCCGAAGAUACACAAGAUUUAAAUUCUACUCUUGACAAUGAUGUAUAUAAUCAAAAUUCAAAAUCUACUAGCGAUAAUAAUAAUACUAAUGUCGAACAAGAUAUUACUAUCAACAAUGUUUCCAAGGAUAACUCCGAAGAUAUACAAGAUAUAAAUUCUACUCUUGACAACGAUGAAUGUAAUCAAAAUUCAAAAUCUAUUAACGAUAACAAUAAUACUAAUGCCGAACAAGAUCCAGUUCCUAUUCCUAUUCCUAUCAGCAAUGAUUCUAAGGAUAGUUCCGAAGAUACUACGCAAGUCAUAAAUUCUACUCUUGAGAAUGAUGAAAAUUCAAAAUCCACUAGUGAUAACAAUAAUGCUAAUGUCGAACAAGAUCCAGUUCCUACUACAAUCGAUAAUGAUUCUAAGGAUAGCUCCGAAGAUACAAAAGUCAUAAAUUCUACUCUUGACAAUGAUGAAAAUUCAAAAUCCACUAGCGAUAAUAAUAAUACUAAUGUCGAACAAGAUCCAGUUCCUACUACUAUCAACGGUGAUUCCAAUAUUCUUGAUAAUGAUGAAUAUAAUCAAAAUUCAAAAUCUACCAGCGAUAACAAUAAUGUUAAUGUCGAACAAGAUCCAAUUCCUAUUACUAUCAACAAUGAUUUCAAGGAUAGUUCCGAAGAUACGCAAGUCAUAAAUUCUACUCUUGACAAUGAUGAAAAUUCAAAAUCCACUAGCGAUAACAAUAAUACUAAUGUCAAACAAGAUCCAGUUCCUACUACUACUAUCAACGAUGAUUCCAAUAUUCUUGACAAUGAUGAAGAUAAUCAAAAUUCAAAUUCUACCAGCGAUAACAAUAAUAUUUAUGUCAAACAAGAUCCAGUUCCAAUUACUAUCAACGAUGAUCCCAAGGAUAGUUCCGAAGAUACUCAAGACUUAAAUUCUACUCUUGACAAUGAUGAAAAUAUUCAAAAUUCAAAAUCUACUAGCGAUAACAAUAUUACUUUCAACGAUGAUUUCAAGGAUAGUUCCGAAGAUACGCAAAACUUAAAUUCUACUCUUGUCAAUGAUGAAAAUAUUCAAAAUUCAAAAUCCACUAGCGAUAACAAUAACAUUAAUGUCGAACAAGACCCAGUUCCUAUUACUAUCAACGAUGAUCCCAAUAUUCUUGACAAUGAUGAGUGUAAUCAAAAUUCAAAAUCUACUAGCGAUAACAAUAAUACUAACGUGGAAAAGGAUCCAGUUCCUAUUACUAUUAACAAUGAUUCCAAGGAUAAUUCCGAAGAUGCACAAGACUUAAAUUCUACUCUUGACAAUAAUGAAAAUAAUCAAAAUUCAAAAUCUACUAGUGAUAACAAUAUUACUAUCAACGAUAAUUCCAACAUUCUUGACAAUGAUGAAUGUAAUCAAAAUUCAAAAUCUACUAGUGACAACAUUAAUGUUAACGCCGAACAAGAUCCAGCUCCUAUUAUUGUUAUCAACAAUGAUUCCAAGGAUAGUUCCGAAGACACCCAAGAUUUAAACUUUACGUCUAGUAGCGAUAGUUCUAAUGCUAUUCAAAGAUCUAUUAGUGAUGACGAUAACCAUAACACUAAGCAAAGUCCAGAAAAUAUCAUUGUCAAUGACAAUUCUAAUGAUAGUUCCAAUAAUACGCAAGAUUCCGAUCCUACUCCCAGAAAUAAUGAUUCUAUUACUUCUAAUGGUUUUAACGAUACACAAGAUUUAAAUUCUAUUCCUGGCGAUGAUGGUUCUAAUGCUAUGCAAAACUCAAGAUCUAUUAGUGGAGACGAUAAUUUUAACGUUAAGCAAGAUCCAGAUUCCAUUGCUGUUAACGGUGAUUCUAACGAUAGUUCUAAUUAUACGCAAAAAUCAAGAUCUAUUAGUGACGACGAUAAUUUUAACGUCAAGCAAAAUCCAGAUUCUAUUACUGCUAACGGUGAUGAUUCUAAUGAUAAUUCUAAUGCAGUGUCAAACACAAGAUCUAUUAGUGGAGACGAUAAUCUUAACGUUAAACAAAAUUUAGAUUCUAUUGUUGCUAACGAUGAUUCUAAUGAUUGUUCUAAAGACUUAGAACUUUCUCUUGACAAUGAUGCUCCUAAUCAAAACUCAAUAUAUUCUAGUGACAACGCUAAGCAAAAUAUAGAUCCUAUUAUUGCUAACAACAAUGAUUUUAAUGAUAAUUCCAACAAUACACAAGAUUCAAAUUCUACUCCUGAAAAUGAUGAUUCAAGAAAUAUUAGUGAUGAUGGUUCUAAUAAUAGUAUUGUUGAUUCUAAUACCAAACUAGAUUCAAUUUCUACUAAAAACGAAUCAGUUCUUAUUACUACCAACAGUAAUUCUAGUGGUAUCUCCAAUGAUAAUUCUAACGUCAAGCAAGAUCAAGAUUCUAAUAAUUCUACUGUUGGCUGUGUUACUAACGAUGGUUCCAACGAUGGUUCCGAAGAUACACGAGAUAUUUCUAGCAACGAUACUAUUAAUAAUAAGAACGAUAAUCUUAAUUUCAAGAAAUAUUUAAGCUCUAUUAUUGUUAACAAUGAUUCAAAUGAUAGUUUAAAAGAUACGCAAGAUUCAAAAUUCACUAACAUUUCGCAAGAUUUAAAAACUAUUAGUUACAAUGAUUCAAAAGUAGAAAAAAUUAAAUCAAAUGCUAGCUUUGAUAAUCUAGUUGAUACCUCAUCAUCAAAAACUGUCAACAUUAGCAUUUUAGUUGCUGUUAUCGCUAUUAUUUUCGGAUAUUCAUAUUUGUUAUGA
This is a messenger RNA of Dentiscutata erythropus, 3198 nucleotides long. The record is from the annotation of a GenBank genome assembly. NCBI's taxonomy places the organism in Eukaryota, Fungi, Glomeromycota, Glomeromycetes, Diversisporales, Gigasporaceae.